Molecule: messenger RNA, 821 nt
Organism: Tauraco erythrolophus (red-crested turaco)
Lineage: Eukaryota; Metazoa; Chordata; Aves; Musophagiformes; Musophagidae
Source: RefSeq, a predicted model, not a curated record
AAAGCGUGACUAUGAAGGCUUUCUGUGUUCUCUGCUGUUGCCUGCGGAAUCUCGAACCUCUGCUUUUGCCUUGAGAGCUUUCAAUGUGGAACUGGCUCAGAUUAAAGACUCCAUAACUCAGAAGACUACGGGUUUGAUGCGGAUGCAGUUCUGGAGGGAGGCUGUGGAAAAUAUAUAUGGCGAUAACCCACCACAUCAACCAGUUGCUACAGAACUGUGGAGGGCUGUCAAGAGGCAUAACUUGACUAAAAUGUGGUUCAUGAAGAUCAUUGAUGAAAGAGAGAAGAAUUUGGAUGAUAGAGCGUACCGUAACAUCCAGGAGCUUGAAACGUAUGCUGAGAACACUCAGAGUGCUCUCUUGUACCUCACCUUGGAAAUGCUGGGUGUGAGGGACAUCCAUGCCGAUCAUGCAGCCAGUCACAUUGGGAAAGCGCAAGGCAUAGUUACCUGUUUAAGAGCAACUCCAUAUCACAGUGCAAGACAAAAGGUCUUUCUUCCCAUGGACAUUUGUAUGUUGCACGGAGUUUCACAAGAGGAUUUCAUAAGAGGCAAGCAAGAGAAAAAUGUGAGAGAUGUAAUUUAUGACAUUGCCAGCCAGGCCCAUAUUCAUCUAGAACAUGCUAGAUCUUUCAGUAAGAAAGUUCCUGUGAAGGCAUAUCCUGCUUUUUUCUGUACGGUUGCUUUAGAUGAUUAUUUAUGUAAUAUGCGAAAAGUGGACUUCAAUAUAUUUCAUCCAAGCUUGCAUAAGAAGAGUACAUUAUUACCAUUGCGUUUAUAUAUUAGAUCUUGGAAAAAAACAUAUUAAAUCUUUUUGUAAUAUG